GCUCAAGACAGCGAAUACUUGCCCUGUCUGUCGCAAAAAGGUCAAGAAUUCUCCAAAAUGCCCAUAUAAGGCAAGCAUAAUGACAAGUGCGGGGGCUGGUGGGUCAGGGUCAAGAGAACCUGAAGUGGGAGCAAGUGGCAAUCACGGCCGGACAUCGAGCUCAGACUCUUCCUCUGGGGUUGUUGCCAUGCGUUUGAGUGAAUUAAUCAAUCGCGCUCGCCGAGGGUCUAAUGCCCAAUCAGGGAGUGGUACCCAACCACAAUCAUUGUCACGUGCCCAAACGAUUGUUGGUACUCCUACAGAGCCGGUGGCGACGUCAAGGUUUAAUGGUGGUGGAACUCAUUUCCAUCACCAUCAUCAUCACUAUCUUCACAUCCACCCACCACGUCCAGAGCAAUCCCAGGGUUCACAGUUCCUAGAUCCUUAUCAUCAACCUCCCAGCUCAACUGCCAGUGCAGCCCAGAGCAGUACGGGACCCCGCACUUUCCCAUCCGUCCAGAACGUCAGCGGACCUCGUCCUAAUGUGUCAAGUCGCCCAGCACUUUCACGCCCGACUUCCUGGUUUGGGUUGACAAAUCGAGCCACUCGUCGAGUGCCUGAAACAACGCAGGAUAGCGGCCCACAUUUCCCAUCUUCUCCAAUGGAAGUCGAUUAUGAAAUCGGAAGAACAGGCUUCAUAGGUGCGACUUCUGGUUUCCAUGAACCUGUGCCAGCUCCACGGAGCACCUUCGGAGCGCCUCCAUCGAGCGUCAUGUCUAGCGCAGUUUUUCCUCAAACCGCAGGCUCAUUGUCGUCGUCAUCGUCAUCAUCGUCGUCGUCAUCUACAUCUACUACAUCUAACAUACUAGAUUCAUACUCCCUGGCGACAGGUGAAUUGCAAUCUUUCCAUGGUACAACGCGGACCAACGUGGCCUCAUUGGGAAACCAACCUCACGGAACCGCACAUCCCAACAAUGCAGCUGCACAGCACUUUGGAUCUUUCAACAUGGAUGGCGGACUAGAUUCAAGAAGCAAUUCAACUCGCAGUGGCUAUGCGAGGCCGGGAGGACCUGGGACAUCUGGUCCUCCUCCAUGGUGGCGGUGAGCUGUGUCGUCGUAUAUGUCUUUUAUCUUCAAUGGUCUCCUACAUAUAAUAUCUAUUUUUGGUCAGGCUAUAGCAUCGCAUCACAACUUAUAUGGUUUGCACUGUACACAUGGAAUCAUGGAUGCAUGUACAUUCUCGCUUCUGCGCUACAUGUACCUGUAAAUCAACCAAAUCAAAUCCAAGUAUGUCUAGUCUUAGGUGUUAGUGAAUUUAGAGACGUAGCUCAUUGUAAAAUAUGCUCUGAUAUCAUGUUUCUGAUUCCUUGUAUCGAGCUCGUGCUCAAAUUCACUGUGUGGGACCGGCGAGUAGGUCUAGCAGUAGGUACUAAAGAUGCGAGAAUGUGGCCAAGUUGCAUCGG
Suillus discolor is the source of this 1442-nucleotide messenger RNA. RefSeq lists its product as uncharacterized. The transcript has a single exon. The record is from RefSeq and is a predicted model, not a curated record. Bases 80 to 1084 code for a protein of 334 amino acids. NCBI's taxonomy places the organism in Eukaryota, Fungi, Basidiomycota, Agaricomycetes, Boletales, Suillaceae.